AAAUGUGCACUCUCGUGCAGAAGUAGCCAUGGAGACCAGGGUUACACUAACGCUUAUAUAUUUUCCUCCAAAUAUUUUUUUAGUCACUGUUUUGAUGUAAUUUAAACUUUAAGCGCAAAACAAACAAGGUUACAACUUUCUACAAAAAACGGAUUCUGGAGGAAACGGAUUCUGAUGCUCACACCCUACUGUAAACAAAACUAUCCAUUUCCACCAAUCACACUGCGCGACGGACCAAUUGACUUGUGCGCUGGCCAAUGACACGAAUACAAACCAAGCGUUUCCGGGUGGGCAGUAUCCAAUCGCCUAUCACCAGAGGGAGGGCCUUCUCUUUGCACGAGGAAGCCGUCGCAGCUGGUUUGUCGAGACAAGAAGUUUGUCCAAUGGCGUUCUUGACAAGGCGGGGCUUUGUUCAUAACUCGACCUAUCAUCGCGGAUCAUUCGCGGGUGUAAUGUGUUUGGGUGCAGCGGAGAUGAUUGACACAACUAUUAACCAAUCUUUAACGUUGUAUGGGCGUGCUUAAAAAAAUCGCCGUCCACCUGAAUCAUUCGUGGGCGUGGUUGACACUGGCAUGUCCCGCCUCCUGGCCGGUCUGCAGAUUCGCACACAAAUACAGUUGAGUGUUUGAUAAAAAUGCACUCAGAUGCGACAAAUUUUCAGCUGAACUCCCAUUUGUCCACACUGGCCAGCAUCCACAAGAUCUACCACACAUUGCACAAGCUGAACCUGACCGAGGACGUUGGCCCAGACACUCACUCCACAGCUUGCUGCUCCAAAGCCAUGCCCCCGAGGAAAAAGAGGAGGCCCACUGCAGGAGAUGACCUGUCUGCAAAGAAGAGUCGCCAGGACAAUGUCUACAGAAGACAGGAGUCGUCGCAUAUCCAGGAAGCUGAAGCUUUCUCCAGUAAGAGAUGUCUGGAGUGGUUUUAUGAAUAUGCAGGUUGUGACGACGUGGUUGGACCAGAAGGCAUGGAGAAGUUCUGUGAAGAUAUCGGAGUGGAGCCAGAGAAUGUGGUGAUGCUGGUAUUGGCUUGGAAACUGAAUGCUCAGAGUAUGGGCUACUUCACCCUGCAGGAGUGGCUUAAAGGAAUGGGUUCACUGCAAUGUGAUUCAACUGAAAAACUCAGGAACUGUCUAGACUACCUGAGGUCGAUCCUCAAUGAUGCCACGAGUUUUAAGCUCAUUUACCGAUACGCCUUUGACUUCGCCCGGGAGAAAGAUCAGAGGAGUUUAGAUUUAAACACUGCCAAGUGCAUGCUGGGACUUCUACUGGGGAAAACCUGGCCACUAUUUCCUGUGUUUAACCAGUUUCUAGAGCAAUCCAAGUAUAAAGUAGUAAAUAAAGACCAGUGGUGCAAUGUUCUAGAGUUCAGUAGGACCAUUAACCUGGAUCUCAGCAACUAUGAUGAGGAUGGGGCUUGGCCAGUUUUGUUGGAUGAGUUUGUGGAGUGGUACAAAGACCGAGAGAUGUCGUCAUAGCAACAACCGUCAAUGCCUCUACCAUCACCAACAACUAGAAAUUAAUCGGCAACAGGCACUGUGGCAUCAGUGAAAGAAAUGACUUAGAAAUGGUCCUUACAAACAAAACAUAACAGGACCCAGUGGGGCAGACUGUAGGUAUCCUGCCAGUGAAUUUGUGAGUGAGUGUGUGUGAGUGUGUGUGAGUGUGUGUGAGUGUGUGUGAGUGUGUGUGAGUGUGUGUGAGUGUGUGUGAGUGUGUGUGAAAAAGUGUCAGCGUUCCAUAGUGUAACGUUCAAAUGUUGCCCUUUUCAUAAGGGUUAUGUAUGAGCGUUAACACUGAUGAUGACUAGGUGAGACAGCACCUCAGCCCUAAAUUCUUACCUGAUGUCCUGACCAACCUGCAGUGCAUCAUGGGAAAGCACAUGGCCAAGCUCAGUGCCACUCCCUGCCACCCUACUGUGACGUGACUAACUGUGAAUGUUUGAAUGGGUGUUUAAGAGGGGUGAUCUGUGAUAUUCCACAUGCUAGGGUAAAUACCAAAAUAGUUCCCUUCUUAAUGCCAGGUGAUUUAAACAUUAUGGGGUCUCAUUUAAAAUACAAACUCGUGUAAAAAUCAUCUAAAAUGAUGAUUUAAAAAAAAAAGUCUUGCAAAUGAGUCGAAAUAGCCAUUGCUACAGUGACCAAACAUCAGAUCCUCACCUAUCCUAAAAGUCUCACUUGUUACAGUGUGUACUUUAAAAAAACAAAAAAAAAAAAAAAAAAACAAGCCUUUGCAAAAGACAUCUUAAUAAGGCAGACUUUCCUUUAAACAACCCGAUUAAAAGUUACCACAGUGGCGUUUUAUUAACUGUGAACUAUGAAAGAUAAAAGCGCUAAAUCGGCCCAUCUUACAGAAUAUUUUCUGAAGUGCUCAUUGCUAUUUCGUUGUACAGAUUAACUUAAACUGAUUCAUUACACAGGGUAAUCAUAGAAGUUUAUCAUAUUUAAUAACUACCUGCCAUCGUGCUGUCCCCAAACCCCCCCCCCCCCCGCCCCCCCGCCAAUCCUCUAAAAGAUGUGUUUGACUUCUUUUAUUUAUCGUCGUUCUUCCUCAUUUAGUCCACAUCUUUAAAUAGCACAUAAUUUGACUAUGUGCGUUAUUGCUUUAAAGGUUCAGACCUUGCCUAACAUGGUUGCUGUUCUGGAGAAAGACUUUUGACUUUUAUGCUUUGUUUUCUUUUAAAUUACUGAGUUUGGGGGCAUGGCGCAAAAGUGCAAAUCUGCAGUUCUCUGUCUUUGGUAUUACAGAUGAAGCAAUGGCUGUAAAAAAAAAAAAAAAAAAAAAAAAAAAAAAAAGAACAAGUGGAGGCUAAAGAUAUUCGUGUCCUUCAUGUGAUCAUGUGAGUAAUGUAACAUGAUUUUGUUAACCAUACAAAAGUUUGAUAUUUCUCGGGCAAUAUGGUAAAAAAUCUUUUACUGUGCCAACAUGAAUAGAGGAUUAUUGUUAUUAAGUAGUUUUGCUGUCAUUCUUAUUCCAUUGUUAUUUUUUCUUAGUGAAUCUCUCAUGUAAGAAAGCAUUGCUAAAGGGAGUUCAAAUGAAAGUAAGAAUUGAAAGGCUAGAAAUGGGAAAAAGAAAUUGCACACAGAUCUGCAGAUUGCCCUUCUUUGGUCACUCCAAUUCUAAAUACGAUGUUAAAUUUGAUCUCAGAUUUCUUUCCAUUGCUUCUCCUAUCAGAGCUGUAUGUGUCAUUGCCCAUAUGUUUUAUGCAACGGUGUGCCCUUAUACCUUCAUGCUCUCCAAGUAGAAUCUACUUGGGCACGAUUUAUUUUAAUAGAUCACCCACAGACACGUUGUUGUUGUUGUUGGUGGUUUUUUUUUUCCCCCUCUUCCUGUUAUUUCAAACAAGUGUUCCUUCAGUUCACGUUAAAUGACAUGUCGAGGCUGUCUCUUGAAGUGGAAGGGACAUGUGAUGGGAAACAUGAUUCCACGGCAAGACCGUAAGCCCAUAGUGACUGUUGCAUAGCAACCGUUUAACAUUCUAGUUACAUUUGUAAAAUGUUCACUUUUGCCUCUGACUGUGUCAUCUGAGUGGACAAAAAAGUGCAUGCGUUCUUCAUGCAGAGCUGUCUUGAGUAUAAAUGAAUUUUUUUUGUGUGUGUGUGAGAAAUUUUACGAUUCUUUUUCCUUUUUUUUGUACAGGCAUUUGUGAAUUUACUGUGCUUUCAAUUUUUUUUUUUCACAGCCAUGGAGUCAUUGUUUUAUGAAAAUCACGAUUGUCAUGAUAUCUAACGCUUAAAUACACGUUCAACCUCAUUCGCCGAAACGUUUUCCGUUUGCUUUCUUUUACUCACCAUUUUCAGCACGUGCUUAACUACACCACCCAGAAGUCGUUGCAGCACCUGAAUUUAUGCACUUGAAAUUACGUGCUUGCAAGAAUAACAUAACGACAGAUUCCAGUGGCCGAUGUAUUGUUUAUGCUUUGUUUUUCUUUUAUGAUUUGAUACAGUUUCAUUCAGUCCGUUUGUAAUGCAAAAAUCAUUUUAAAAAAAACAAAAAAAACCUCGAAACCUAUAAAAUGCAAAGAGCAUAAAUUGAAUAAAUAAGUUUUUCGAUGUAGUUAGAACAUGUAGUGGGAGGAACUACAUUUCAUGACUAUAAUUAGGUAAUUACCAUGAGAAAAUCUGAUUCAAGAAUGUGUAAUUACCUUAAAUCUGUAACAGUGUAAUGAAGUAUAUGGCUGGGAUAGUUUUGCUAAUAGAUGUGUUUCUUUUCACGUAUUAAAAUUCUAAGCACUGAACACAUAAUAUCUGCGAACCAUUAAAAGAGUAACAGCUUCUUUGGGUUUAUGAUUUUGCCUUUCGGUGAUAACCAAAUGUGUUCUUUUACAGCGUUUACAAGAAUAGGUGAGCUGAUGUGUAAUAAAUCAAAUAGGCCCUGCGUUUUGCGCAAAGCAAACAAUUUUGUAAAGGUGAAACAUUUUUGAAUUGGGUUAUAAUCAGUAUUUGGCGGCGAAGGACCAUGACGUGCAAUCUGGAGAUAAUAUAACUUAACAUCGCUAUAGGUACAUGUGUUCCUGUGGCAGUGUUCGAUUAUCAGAUCUCUGUGUUACGACUGUUGCUAAGACCGUUUUGCUAGCAGUGUUGGCUAAUGCAGGGAGGCUUGGUUGACUAUCUCAUCUGACUGUAUAUAUAUGUAUGGAUGUGUGUAUAUGUGUCUGUUUUCACUGUAACCUAUCUCUACAUUCAGUAUAUAAAGAGGUUUGUUAACGA
Messenger RNA from Ictalurus furcatus (blue catfish), 4711 nucleotides. RefSeq names its product DCN1, defective in cullin neddylation 1, domain containing 4 (S. cerevisiae) (gene dcun1d4). Gene Ontology annotation, biological process: positive regulation of ubiquitin-protein transferase activity; protein neddylation. The record is from RefSeq and is a predicted model, not a curated record. Gene Ontology annotation, cellular component: ubiquitin ligase complex. The transcript has 11 exons. The coding region runs from base 635 to 1480 and encodes 281 amino acids. Gene Ontology annotation, molecular function: ubiquitin conjugating enzyme binding; ubiquitin-like protein binding; cullin family protein binding. NCBI's taxonomy places the organism in Eukaryota, Metazoa, Chordata, Actinopteri, Siluriformes, Ictaluridae.